UUUUCUGGGCUUGCUUCAGGAAAGUGAAGUGUUUCCCGAUGUGGCAGGGGAGGAAGAAUGCUGAAGCUGAGACCAAAAAAGCAUGUGAGUGGCUCCGAGCAACAGGAUUUCCUCAAUAUGCUCAACUUUUUGAAGAAGGUUCAUUUCCCCUGGAUAUUGGCUGUGUGAAGAAGGACCACGGUUUUCUGGAAGAGGACUCUUUGGGGGCCCUGUGCAGGAGACUGAUGACCUUGAACAAUUGUGCCUCGAUGAAACUGGAGGUUCACUUUCAACGCAAGCAGAAUGAAGACUCAGAAGAGGAAGAGCAGUGUACUAUCAACAACUCUUGGGCCUUGCAGAGAGAAAGUAAGUGCUGGUCUCACAUGGGCUCUUCUGACCUGCUGGCCUCACCGAACCCUGGACUGCCAGUCACCUCCAGCUGUGAGAGUGUACUCACUGAGCUUAGUGCCAUCUCUCUGCCGGCCAUCACCGUGAGCCUACCACCCAAGCCAGUGGACCUGCUUUUGCUAGGCCAUGACCCCAGCCCGAGUGACAGGCCCCAACUCAGCACCACCCAAGGCCCAGAGGGUCCCCAAGACAAAGUCAAGAAGCGCCGUUCCCGGAGCUUCCUGAAGCACCUUGAGUCUCUGAGAUGGAAGGAAAAGGGUGGCAGCCGGCAAGCUGAGCCUGAGCGUAGCCAAGCCACCUUGGAGAAGGCCACCAAAGGCUCCUCUUUCCGAAGUCACCACAGCUUCCUCUCAGCUGGAUUCUAUAGGGCCAAGAACUGGGGAGACACCUUAGCCAGUGGCAGUGGUGCUGAGACUCAGAGGGGCUGGGAGGUUUGGCCUGUGGCCACGCUCUGGCACCCUCAACGGGUACACAGGGGUGACUACCUGGUGCAUGUGCCUAGGGACCACAAACCAGGCACAUUCCCUCGCUCCUUGUCCAUUGAGAGCCUGUGUCCUGAGGACGGACACCGUCUAGCCGAUUGGCAGCCAGGUAGGUGCUGGGGCUGCGAAGGGCGCCGGGGCUCCUGUGGCUCCACAGGCAGCCAUACCAGCACCUAUGACAACAUGCCUGAGCUGUACCCAGCUGAGCCUAUACUGGCUGGAGCUGACGCCGAAGAUGAAGAGGAGAGUGGGGGCAGCUAUGCCCACCUAGAUGACAUCCUCCAGCAUGUGUGGGGGCUGCAGCAACGGGUAGAGCUUUGGUCUCAGACCAUGUACCCAGACCUGGGGCCUGGAGAUAAGGAAGAGGAAGAAGACGAGGAAGAGGCUACUUCGUCAGUAGAAAUAGCCAUAGUUGAGGUAGGAGGUCAACCUGAGGCUCUGGGCCAGGUAGAGGCUCCCACCCACAGAGAGUCCUCAGCCCUGGACCAGGCUGAUAUCCAGACAGUCAUCUUGGCUCAGGCCUCAGCUGAGCUCCAGGCAGAGGCUGAGACCAAGUCACUUGGCCAAGCCCAAGAUAAUGAGCAGGAGGUGAAUUCAGGUGGGGAACCCACCUCUGCCUCCAGCCUGUCUGUGGAAGAAGGACGCUCCAUUUCUGACACUGUGGCCUCCUCCAGUGAACUGGAUAGUAGCAGGAACUCCAUGAACGAGGCUGAGGCUGCAGGGUCCCCGGCUGGAUUCCAAGCAUCAGCACCCCGUGAACGACGAGAUUCAGGUGUUGGGGCCUCACUUACCAGACCCUGCAGGAAGCUCCGUUGGCACAGUUUCCAGAACUCCCAUCGGCCCAGCCUCAACUCGGAAUCACUGGAGAUCAACCGGCAGUUUGCCAGCCAGAUCCACCUGCUGCACAAGGGCUCCUUGCUGCGGCUCACGGCCUUCAUGGAGAAGUACACUGUGCCCCACAAACAGGGCUGGGGCUGGUCAGUGCCCAAAUUCAUGAAAAGGAACAAAACCCCAGACUACCGGGGCCAGCACGUGUUUGGGGUGCCGCCUCUCAUCCAUGUGCAACGUACAGGCCAGCCGCUGCCACAGAGCAUUCAGCAAGCCAUGCGCUACCUGCGCAGCCAGUGCCUGGACCAGGUGGGCAUCUUCCGCAAGUCUGGGGUGAAGUCUAGGAUCCAGAACCUGCGCCAAAUGAAUGAGUCCUCUCCCGACAAUGUCUGCUACGAGGGCCAGUCGGCCUACGAUGUGGCUGACCUGCUGAAGCAGUAUUUCCGAGACCUGCCCGAGCCUAUCUUCACCAGCAAGCUCACCACCACUUUCCUGCAGAUCUACCAGCUCCUCCCCAAGGAUCAGUGGUUGGCAGCAGCGCAAGCUGCCACUUUGCUGCUCCCCGAUGAGAACCGAGAGGUGCUGCAGACCCUGCUCUAUUUCCUAAGUGACAUUGCCUCUGCUGAGGAAAACCAGAUGACAGCCGGCAACCUGGCAGUGUGCCUGGCACCCUCCAUCUUCCACCUCAACAUCUCCAAGAAGGAUAACACCUCACCCAGAAUCAAGAGCAAACGCAGCCUGGUUGGUCGGCCAGGCCCUAGGGACCUGAGUGAGAACAUGGCGGCCACCCAGGGCUUAUCACAUAUGAUCAGUGAUUGUAAGAAACUUUUCCAGGUGCCUCAGGACAUGGUGCUGCAGCUGUGUGGCUCCUACAGUGCAGCUGAACUCAGGCCUCCUGGCCCAGCCCUGGCUGAGCUGCGUCAGGCUCAGGCUGCUGGUGUGAGCCUGAGCCUCUACAUGGAAGAGAGCAUCCAGGAGCUGCUACGGGAUGCUGCUGAACGCUUCAAGGGCUGGAUGAGUAUACCAGGGCCCCAACACACAGAGCUGGCUUGCAGGAAGGCACCAGACGGGCACCCCUUGCGUAUGUGGAAGGCAUCCACAGAGGUGGCAGCCCCUCCAGCUGUGGUGCUACACCGUGUUCUGCGGGAGCGGGCCCUCUGGGAUGAGGACCUGCUGCGGGCCCAAGUGCUAGAGGCUCUGAUGCCAGGUGUGGAGCUGUACCACUAUGUCACUGACAGCAUGGCACCCCAUCCCUGCCGCGACUUCGUGGUGCUUCGGAUGUGGCGUUCUGACCUGCCCCGCGGGGGUUGCUUGCUUGUGUCCCAGUCCCUGGAUCCUGAGCAACCUGUGCCAGAGUCUGGGGUACGGGCCCUGAUGCUCACUUCCCAGUACCUCAUGGAGCCUUGUGGCCUGGGCCGCUCCCGGCUCACCCAUAUCUGCCGUGCUGACCUAAGGGGCCGUUCUCCUGACUGGUACAACAAAGUCUUUGGGCACCUGUGUGCCAUGGAAGUGGCAAAGAUCCGGGACUCCUUUCCCACCUUACAGGCAGCUGGCCCUGAGACAAAAUUGUGAGCCUCAGCCUGGUUCCAGGGUGACACCACCCAGUCCCCUUGGUACCAAAGGAGUAAGAGGGGAACAAGAACACAGCAGCCCCAGAUGCUGCUUCCUGGGGCAGAGCCAGUCUCUGUGCCCCAGCUGCCUGUCCCCAUCUCCUGAAGUUCCUCUGCACAUACAGAGGAAGAAGAAUUUCAGUGUCCCAUCUCCACUCUCAAACCUGUGUUCUGCCUUCCUGAGAGAGAAGAGCCAUUUUACGAGUAAGAAGACUGCUGCUGCCCUCCAGGUCACGGAGCCACCAGUCAAACUGAAGCCUUACCAGUUUUCCUCCUGCGGGGAUGGAGGGAGAAGGCAGUAUGUGCUCCCAGCUCACUGCCUUUUGGAGAGUCCAGGCUAUCCUGUUUGGUACUAAGGUCCCUUUGAGGUUGAACAGGAGGUUCUGGUCCUGCCUUUGGGCCCAAUAUUGGCCCUAAACUGACUUUUCUAGAGAAAUUGGAUGGGAGUGGAUAGUCACAGGGGCAGAGCACAGGGCAGCCCCAACCACCAAAAAGUGUUUUAUUUGUGUAAAUACAAUGCUGAUUUUUAUGAGGCUGAUUUAAAGAGAGGGUACUGACAGUCCCCUGGUAGGCUACAUGCCGAUUUGGGAUAGCUUGGGACAUGAGAGUAAGAGAGGGAACUUCCUUUCCAGGUCUCAAGAGACCAAUGAACCAAUUUCCUUUGGCGUGGGCCCCACAUUUGGUCUGCCACUCCGUGGGGUACAGUGCAGCCUUUGCUCAUGCACUGCCAUGUCUGGAGAAUAAACAAGCUCACUCUCACUACACAGGCUGAGCAGAAGCAGACAGCGUCCCUUCUGCUCUUUGUGCCUGCAGUAUCAGGCUCUUCUUCAAGCAGACACCUGGCCCCCAGCUCAGGUGGCCAGCCAGCCAAAUGGAAGGCCCAGUGUCAUCUCAGCCAGUUCCAAACGAUCUAUACUACCCAUUGGCCAUCUUAGUUCAUGUAGAAAUUCAAGUGCUAUUCAAAUGCCAGCUCAUGACUUAUUCUUCUUUUGGCUGAAUAAAAUGAAGUGGGAUUGUUCCUAGCCAAUGUUAUAAUUUUUAAGCCUAUCUUGUAUCUAUAAAUACUGUAUAGUCAUAAUAUGUAUA
Messenger RNA from Miniopterus natalensis, 4393 nucleotides. The record is from RefSeq and is a predicted model, not a curated record. Lineage: Eukaryota; Metazoa; Chordata; Mammalia; Chiroptera; Miniopteridae.